Molecule: messenger RNA, 5148 nt
Organism: Nannizzia gypsea CBS 118893
Lineage: Eukaryota; Fungi; Ascomycota; Eurotiomycetes; Onygenales; Arthrodermataceae
Exons: 3
Coding region: 1-5148 (1715 amino acids)
Source: RefSeq, a predicted model, not a curated record
AUGGCAAACAAUAUUGAUUUUAGCUCCCUAAAGGCCAGGGCCAUCGGUUCUGGUGUUGAUGAAGAGGCUGUUACCGUGAAUACUCGAGCUCUGAUUGACAAAGUGCUGGCACGAUACUCUGGAGAAUGGACCGUGUUGCGAGAACUCAUCCAAAACGCUUCCGAUGCCUCGGCCACUAGAGUGAUAAUCAAGUUCGAGACUAUGCCGUCUACCGCUGUACCCGCACCCACAGCCACAGACGACAGCUCUUUGAUAAAACAUGUUAUAUCACAUCAUACAAUAAAACGGCUGACCCUGCGGAAUAAUGGCAUACCGUUCAGUGCUAAUGACUGGGCUCGGCUGAAGCGGAUCGCAGAGGGGAACCCAGACGAGACAAAAAUAGGAGCCUUCGGUGUUGGGUUUUACAGUGUAUUUUCCGAUUGCGAAGAACCGUUUGUCUCCUCUGGCAAGGAGGCUAUUGCGUUCUAUUGGAAGGAAAAUGCGCUCUUCACCCGUCGUUUAAAACUAGACGAGAGAGACUGCAGCCCUGACACCGUUUUUGUGCUUGAUUAUAGAAAUACAACCUCACCGAUCCCGGGACUCAUGUCGCUUUGUCAGUUUCUCGCAAGUAGUCUUACUUUUGUUGGACUAGAGGCUAUAGAACUUUGGCUAGAUGGCUGGAAUCUCUUGAAACUAUCAAAAAAGACUGCUCCAAGCGUUCCAGUAACGAUACCCAGAGAUAUAUCCACCAAGACUCAGGAUGGAAUAAUGAGGGUAGCUGAUAUAACCCGAGAAGUUGCGCAGCUGGAUGCUGCAUGUAUGAAGGCUGUAGGUUGGAAAUCUCCGACUAAUUCGUCUAGAUACGAAGGCAACCGCGUGCAUGACACUACGGCAUCUCUCAGGAGCUUCUUCUCCCGACUUACCGGCUCAUCUACAAACGAUGAUAAGUCUUCAAAGUCUGAAAAGUCUGGCCGGAAUGGUGUUGAAGAGAAUCUUCUUGAUUAUAAGAACUCUUCCGUCUUCCUCCAAAUCACAACCGGCCACGUUAAGACGUCAGUUUCAUCGUCCUUCAGCCAUGAAUUAGAGCGGGCAACGAAGAAGCCGCCUCCAAAAACAACGAAACUUGCGAUACUUACCACGUCAUACACUGCUUCGUCCGACUCGGAGCAGGCCGAUGCGCAGGAUAUCUUUAGCAAUGUUAUCCCUUCUCGUUCUGGAAGAAUCUAUAUCGGUUUUCCAACUCAUCAGACCACAGGUUUAAACGCUCAUGUAUCAGCUCCUUCGCUAAUUCCAACCGUAGAGCGAGAGAGCAUUGAUUUAAAUGCUCGCUGGGUUCGUACCUGGAAUCUUGAGCUUCUACGGGUUGUUGGGAUUGUUUGCAGAAUUGCUUGGUCUGCUGAGAUGUCGUCCUUAAAGAACCAACUUCUUUCUAGGCUUAAAAAGUCCGGAAAGUCGUAUCUUCAGAAAGAAGAUAUCAGCUCAGUUCUUCCGGAGGCCGUUCAUAUUUCAAAUCAAUUCGUCUUUCGGGAGUCAACUCCAACUUCACAAGUAGGCCAGGUGGUUGAAGAUUCCUUUUGGACUUGCAGCCAGAAUGCCUACUUGGAGAUCCUAUCUACUCGUGGCAUCCUUCCAAGCCACCAAGUUAGAACUGCACCAAAGGACAUUAGCUUUAUGGACGGAAUUCCAGUUCUUCCUGAACAAUUGGUCUCUGAAGCUAUGGGAUUUGUUGGAAGAUUGAUUGAAUUUGGCUUGAUCACUGAAGUCACCAUAACUGACAUAAAGGCCGAGUUAGAGAAUAAGGCACUAACUUCAUCACAACUGCACGAGUUUCUUUCUUGGAUUAUCCAGAAGUCAAAGAGCGGAGGAAUUAACAAUGUCACAGUCAAAUCACUCCUUGCGGUUGCUGUGGCCAACAAUGAGGAGAGUGAUAGAGGUUCUGCACUCCUGGUAUUAAGAGAUAUCAAUUGCUUUGCUAAUUUGGCCCGUAUACCUCCGGAAUUACCGUUGCCUCCAUUUGUUCUACCGCCGAAGUUUUCAAAAGCAUUGUCAGCGUCAGGCCUAGCGUCAAUCGGCUGGCAGGAGCUGCAGGUCGAUACCUGGGUUCAGUGGCUAGUACACAACUCCUCGAAUCGCAAUCUUCUGCCGGCAGAGCAUGAUAUAACCCGCUCGCGUGAUUUUUCGGGCCGUGUUCUCCCGGUUGUGUCUAAACAGUGGGAUUCCCUAUCAGCUAACUCGAAGAAAGAAAUAAUGGAUUCUUUACGGCAACAUACUGUCAUCCCUACAAAAGCGGGAAUGACUAAACCCCAAGAGGCAUACUUCCCGUCAGUCCGGAUUUUCGAUGACCUUCCAGUUGUCACAGGCUUAAAUGGUGUCAAAGAGAAGCUUUUAGCCGAUCUGGGAGUGCGGAAAACCGUGGACAUUAGCAUUAUCUUUGAACGCCUUUUGAGCAACUCCAAAAAUGAAACGGAUAUUAGUGAAACACCUCAGAGAAAAUGGAGUCAUGUCGAGCUGAUCAAGUAUUUGGCUUCCGUUCGGCAGGAUAUACCACCUGAAGAUAUAAUAAAACUCCGCAAGGCUAAAAUAUGCUCGGCUGAGACGAAAGGUGAAGGAAAACCAUCCCAAGAACGGUAUCAAGUCUCACAGCUAUUUGAACCGAAUGCUGCUUUUAGGGACCUAGGUUUCCCCCUCUUGUACUGGCCUGGAAAAUACCUUCCUUCAAGCGCUGAGGGCAAAUUUUUGGUCUCUCUUGGGUUGAAGAGCAUACCGACUGCCUCGGAAAUGACCGAGCUCAUGGCAUAUGCCGCCGCCUCCAAUGACUUGAGGUUGCUAGACAAAGCCAUGGGCUAUUUCAUUACAAACCAUGUCUCCAAUAACUACGCCAACUUUGACUAUAGUCGAUCUAUGACUCCGUUUCUGCCGGUAGAAGGGGGCGGCCUAAGCAACCCUUCGAACUGUUUUACCGCAGAAGGAGCUGCGUUGUUUGGGUUUGAUAUUCUUCGAAGGGAUUUGCACUCUCAUGCUCUAAAAUUUGGAGUGAGCCAGCAUCCAUCAAUCAAUGAAUGUAUUACAAUCCUCAUUCAAAAACGCGCAGAAUCAAAACCCCAGGCAAGGGCCCUUUUUAAAUAUAUGGCCAGCCGUGUGGCGGAAAUAUCUCCCCCAGCUGCCGCACGCCUUGGACAAGCUCCCAUAAUCCCUAUAGCUCGGAAAUCCCUAACAGAAAAGAGCUCUUCCACACUGCAAUAUGUUGCUCCUCGCAAUUGUUACCUUGGUGACUCUGAAGAAUAUGGUGACAUUUUCGAUUUUGUGGAUUUUGGCGCUGAGGCGAACAUAUUUCUGCUUGCAUGUGGAUCUAAGAGACAGCCAACACAUUCUGAACUGGCUUCCAUCCUUGUUAGGGAGCCUACAAAGAUAUCUUCUAAGCUCCAGAGUUCUGAGAAGUAUUUAAAAUUACUACGAGGAAUUGCCGAGAACAUGUCGACAAUCAAGAAGGAUAAAGCCCUCUUUGCCCAGAUGAAGCGUGCCCCGUUCCUGUUUGCAAGCAAAGAGAUUCCUCGCAGUCCAAGUACUAAGCAGUCACUUCUGGAUAGGGGAGAGUCUAGCGACGAUGAAGAGGAGGAGCAGGCAAUUAAGGAGUGGCAUCUAACAAGUGCUGCGGAUGCAGUUAUCGUCGACGACUAUUCCAGCUUUAGCCUGUUUAAGGAGAAAUUGCUCGCAGCUCCACAGGAAGAGUUGCUUGAGGAUAUGUAUUCCACGCUUGGGUCUUCCAACCUUAGCAGCUUGGUCGAUGAGACAGCCCAAUGUGGUCAACUUAGCUCUGACCAGCGUAGUGCUUCGAAACUACAAAAACUCAUUUAUGAGAGAUCUAGGCUGUUCUUGCAUGACCUUCCAAGCAGCACAAUACGCCAUGACACUCGAUGGUUAGAAAAGAAUCUAACUGUUCAGACGGUACGCAGCAUUAAGUUGCGGCGCUCUCUCCGUGGCUGGGGAAUGUCUCAUGUGGAAAACCGCAGUGCAGUAAUGACACAUAAGCUAAGCAGCGUUGUUUUGUCAAUUGCUGAGGGUAGGCUUGAUCUGUAUCAGAUUAGCCAGGCUCUUGUAAGCAUUAUAUUAUCAAGACCGAAACUACACUCUACGCUUACGUUAGAGAUGUUAUUGAAGACCGAUCUUUUGGAACUACGUGCAAGAGGAUAUAAUGUUGAAAGAAUUCUUCGCCAGAAAGCAGCCGAAGCAAGAAUUGCGGAGCAGCAACGACAAAGUCAGCUUGAAAAGGAGAUGCAACAGGCACGGGAGAUGCAAGAACUCGAGCAAAAACGAGCUGAAGAAUUGCAGGAAUCGCAGCGGCUUGCGGUUCAACAACAACACGAAGCAGCAAUGCCUGGUAUCUUCCCGGACUCCCCUACAAAUACCCUAGCCAGACAUUCAUCUCCAGCUCCCCCUUCGGGAUCAAAUGAAAACCAGUCUCCAGGUGGUCUCUUUUCCGAUUUAACAAAACGAUUCGGCCUACCGUUUGAUUUCCCACAAAAUAAUCUGAAAAAACGCCUGUCGGACAGGCUUCCUACCCAGGAAGAGGAGAAAAAGGGUGGUCAUCAAACUAUCACCACCUCCCCAGGAGCAUUACAGUCGCAAUUGGAAUCCGCAAUCAAUGCCUCACGACCGUUUACAUCAAAUGAACUUCGUAGUCAAGGGCAACAAAAGGAGAUUGAAGAAAAGAAGACAUAUUGUGAUGAACGUCCUGCGCAAGAUCUUAAGUUCUUCUGUGUUUUGGGAGGUCUCAAGAUUUUUGUAGGGAAGCAGCCCAUGGACCCGGAAGGGUUCCUUCGCUCGAACCAUUCUAACCUGGAGGCGUUCACUCGGAUACUCAUAGAUUGUGCAAAGAUCUUUGGGCUGCGUCUAGAGACCGUCAGCAUAUUCUACGAUACCAGUGGGAAAACCAUUGCCUUUAAUUCGAAUGGUAGCUUAUUCUGCAACUACGCAUAUUUUGAACGCUUACAUCUCGAGAAAGUUGUUCGAGGUGAAAGGAGAGAAGGAUUAGUGUACUGGUUUGUGAUUUUAUGCCACGAACUUGCACAUAACAUUGUCUCUGACCACGGGGCGGAACAUGGCUUUUAUACAGAGAGUCUCGUCACCCAAUACUUUGAUAAAUGCGUUCAAAUACUUGCGGCAAAGUGA